Molecule: messenger RNA, 1350 nt
Organism: Podospora anserina S mat+
Lineage: Eukaryota; Fungi; Ascomycota; Sordariomycetes; Sordariales; Podosporaceae
Exons: 2
Coding region: 1-1350 (449 amino acids)
Biological process (GO): protein histidyl modification to diphthamide
Molecular function (GO): 2-(3-amino-3-carboxypropyl)histidine synthase activity
Source: RefSeq, a predicted model, not a curated record
AUGGAGGAAGACAGAGCCCUUGUGGAUGUGGGCAUCGCAGCCGAUAUCGAGGCCAGUCAACCACCACCACCUCAAAAUGUAGUCAAACAGCCAAAGAAGCGAUUCGUCGGCAGACGGACCGCCGCCGAGGCCGCCGCAAAGAACAGUUCAAGCAAUGCUUCAUCAUCCAUUGAAGACAGCGGAGCUAUCCAAGUGGCCCAACCAAGGAGAGCCCCCAGACUCCUCAACCAAGUCCCCCCCGAAAUCCUCAACGACCCCGCCCUCAAGUCCGCCAUCUCCCUCCUCCCUUCAAACUACUCCUUUGAAAUCCCCAAAACCAUCCACCGCAUCCGCUCCCUCUCGGCCAAAAGAGUAGCCCUCCAAAUGCCUGAAGGCCUCCUCCUCUUCGCCACCACCAUCUCCGACAUCCUCACCCAGUUCUGCCCCGGCAUCGAAACUCUCAUCAUGGGCGACGUCACGUACGGCGCCUGCUGCAUAGACGACUACACCGCCCGCGCCAUGGGCUGCGACCUCCUAGUCCACUACGCCCACUCCUGCCUCAUCCCGGUAGACGUCACCAAGAUCAAGACCCUCUACGUCUUUGUCGACAUCUCCAUCGACACGACCCACCUCCUCGCCUCGCUGGAGCGUAACUUCUCCCCCGGCAAAACCAUCGCUCUGGUAGGCACAAUCCAAUUCAACGCCACCAUCCACGGGGUCAAGUCCACGCUCGAGAAAGCCGGGUUCAACAUCAUCGUCCCUCAGAUUGCCCCGUUGUCAAAGGGGGAGAUAUUGGGGUGCACCUCCCCCAACCUGUCAACGUACACGACCGACCCGGUAGAUCUGAUCCUUUACCUCGGUGACGGGCACUUUCACCUCGAGUCGAUCAUGAUUCACAACCCUUCCAUCCCGGCCUACCGGUACGACCCUUAUUCGAGGAAACUCACUCAUGAAGUCUACGGUCACGACGAGAUGCAGGGUUUGCGGAGGCAAGCGAUUAAGACGGCGAAAACGGCCAAGAAGUGGGGGUUGAUUCUCGGGUCGUUGGGGAGGCAGGGGAACCCGCAUACGUUGUCUCUGAUAGAGGAGAAGCUGACAAAGAUGGGGAUUCCGUUUGUGAAUUUGUUACUGAGUGAGAUUUUUCCUGGGAAGCUGGGGAUGAUGAGCGGGGAAGGGGAGGUGGAGUGCUGGGUGCAGGUUGCUUGUCCACGGUUGAGUAUCGAUUGGGGGUAUGCGUUUCCUAGGCCGCUGCUGACGCCGUAUGAGGCGCUUGUGGCGUUGAAUGAGAGGGAGGAUUGGGGAAGUAGUGCGUACCCGAUGGAUUAUUAUGGGAGGGAGGGGUUGGGGAGGACGAAGCCUUUGGCUGUUUGA